Messenger RNA from Aspergillus thermomutatus, 618 nucleotides. RefSeq lists its product as uncharacterized. The record is from RefSeq and is a predicted model, not a curated record. The transcript has a single exon. The coding region runs from base 1 to 618 and encodes 205 amino acids. NCBI's taxonomy places the organism in Eukaryota, Fungi, Ascomycota, Eurotiomycetes, Eurotiales, Aspergillaceae. Gene Ontology annotation, molecular function: carbon-sulfur lyase activity.
AUGUCCACCCCAUCACAGUCAACCCUCCCAUACGCUGGCGCCUGCCACUGUGGCUUCAUCCAAUAUGUCGCGAUAAUCCCCCUGCCAGCAGCCAAGGCGCUUGACCCCGGCCAAUCGACGCCGUCGGGCGCGCGCUUCUACAAAUGCAACUGCACCACCUGCCAUAAAAUGGGCUACUUUCAUAUGCGCCUCCCGGACGCAGCGAAUCAGUUUUUCGUCUUGGCUCCAACGGAUCUCGAGUCAAUGGGUGACUAUCGCUGUGGGAGUGGACAGGUGCAGUGGUUCUUUUGCCCUAAGUGCGGGGUGCGGUGCUUUGCGGCUGCGGGGCCGUGGAGGAAGGAUGAGAUCGACAGGGAGCUGGUGGGUAAGGCCAUUUUGCCGGAGAGAUUUGAAGGGGGAGAUAGGCUGUGCGUGUGGAGGAUGGAUCCGGCCUUGUACCAGGAGCAUAAGACGGGGUAUGUGAGUGUCAAUGCGCUCACCAUCGACCAGGACCAGGUGCAUGGGCAGUGUUUGGAUCUAAGGCAGUUGGUCGAUCAGAAAGUGGUUGAGUAUAUGGAUUGCAAGGAGAGGACGGGGGAGAAGAGGUAUACCUAUCCUCAUGGGGGCGGAACGUGGUGA